GAGGUGGUGUGGGGGAAGUGGGGGGGGGGGGUUGAUGUUGUUGUUGUGGGAAAGCAGCUGUCGUCUCGUCGACAUAUCUACCUGAAGAGAGAAAAGGGAAAGGAUAAGAGAGCGUAGAAUGACUCGAGUCCACGCGAGCUCUCCACUCCAUAUCGAUGUGGGAAGGACGGCGGGAGUGGAGGUGGUGUCUAAGAGGGAGGAGCGGCAUGUCGACUGGGGUGGGUCUCUGCUUGGGGCGAGUGCGACUUCCCGUCGUGAUCGGGAUCGGGAUCGGUCCGCAUCUAGUAAAAGGGGAAGUGGGGACGACGUCGGAGGUCUUGGGGCCUCCUCCACCUUUUCUCACACGAAGAGAGGUGGAGGAGGAGGAGGAGGAGGAGGAGGGCAUAAUAGUCAUCAUCAUCAUCAUAGUGGUGGUGGGCGGGAAAGUGCCAGCAGCAGUCUGGAUGCAAUGAUAGCAGCUUGCCUGCAGAAUCUAUUGGACCCUCCUGGUUCAUCCUCGUCGUCUCGGGAUGAGACGACAAUCCAUCAAGCGUCCGAGAGCGGGAACUACAACGCCGUUUUAGCGAUGCUUGAUGCUGCGAGACCGGCUGAUGUCAAUGCCCGAGCCGAGCCUGAUGGGGAGUCGGCGUUGUUCGUAGCGGCCUCCAGCGGCCAUGUAGACACCUGCAACUUGCUGAUCGCCAGAGGGGCGGAGGUGAAUUCGAGGAACAACUCGAACGGUGAUGGUCGGGGUGAUGCGCCACUGCACGGAGCGGUGCGCCAUAACCGAGUCACGUGUUGUCGGAUUCUCAUCACGGCUGGUGCAGAGGUCGACGCGAAGGGUAAGGAUGGCGGGACCCCGUUGCAUGAGGCAGCAGCAGGCGGGUUCACAGUUGUCAUGCGUUUGCUGCUAUGUUCUGGAGCCAAUCUGAACGCGGUGGACGCGGACAAGAACACAGCUUUACACCUGGCUGCGGUGAAGGGGCACCUAGCCGCUUGCCGGGUCCUGCUUGAUCGCGGUGCCAAUCCUAAUGCAUGCAAUGCGUUCCUAUCGACCCCUCUGCACGCGGCUACAUCGAAAGGGCAUGCACCAGUGGUUAGACUGUUGCUGAAGUACGGUGCUUCGUUGAAUGCGAAGGACGAGCAAGGACACAGUCCUCUGAUGGAGGCGGCGAUGCUCGGCCACGUACCAGUUGUGGAGGUACUUGCGGAGCAGGCAGGGCUGAUGGUCGACAGCAUGGAUCGACUACACGAGAAUGCGCUGCACAAGGCGAGCGCCGCUGGGCAUCUUCGAGUAGUCAAGCUUCUCGUCGGAAGGGCUGCGAACGUGAAGUCGACAAACUACAACAUGCGCCAUGCACUUCACCUCGCAGCCGCUGCUGGUCACGACCCGGUCGUUGCCUUUCUGUUGGAGAACGGCGCUGCUGUGAAUGCGAGGGACCUGGCCGGGAUCACGGCCCUGCACCUUGCCGCGGCAAAUGGGCACAUCUCGACCGUCAAAACUCUGCUCGAAACUCGUCCGGCCGCCCGUCAAAGGCAACCGGGGGGAGGAGGCGGCGGCGGACCACCUCCCCAUGGCGAGGAGGGCAUUGAUAUUGAUGCAGCGGAUGCUCGCGGUCGUACUGCCCUCAUGCAGGCCGCAGAGAUCGGGAAUUUCGAGGUUGUCGAGCUGCUCGUCCAGCGUGGCGCGGACAUCACUCUCCGUGAUUUGGCCGGCCAAUCCGCGGCAGACGUGGGGAAAACGGACCGCAUUCAGCAAUUCCUCCGCGGACAGCAGACGUGGACAAUCACGGCACACAGAAUGUUUCCGUAUCCAGGCCAGUGGAGAGCCGCCAUGCGGGCUCUCCUACCCUCUUCACCCGAAUAGAACGCGCCCUCUGGAGUCGUUAUCGUCAUUGCUGUGUCUAGACUGGGAAAUCUUGGCCCCAAAAAAUAAAAAUACAGCUGCUAUAAUUAAUGAAAGUGUGUGUGUUCUAUUCGGGGUGAAGCAGGUAGCGAUAUGUGUCAGCUGUCACGUGUGUCUGUGAUCAGAGUUAAGGUGGAGCAGAAAUCAGUCCUGCUAUCUGGCUGGCAGUCAAUUCCCCUCCGUGAAGAUGUGCCUUUGAUCAGCACGUGGAGGCAGAUGCAGAAUUGAAAGGCAGAUUUGGAAUUGCACACAACUGCUUUCGGAAAAGACCCCCCCCCAGAAAAAAAUAAUGAAAGAAAGAAAAAAAG
This is a messenger RNA of Chara braunii, 2193 nucleotides long. NCBI's taxonomy places the organism in Eukaryota, Viridiplantae, Streptophyta, Charophyceae, Charales, Characeae. The record is from the annotation of a GenBank genome assembly.